Pseudophryne corroboree (corroboree frog) is the source of this 1805-nucleotide messenger RNA. RefSeq names its product E3 ubiquitin-protein ligase RNF170-like. The record is from RefSeq and is a predicted model, not a curated record. The transcript has 7 exons. Bases 138 to 956 code for a protein of 272 amino acids. Gene Ontology annotation, molecular function: metal ion binding; ubiquitin protein ligase activity. Lineage: Eukaryota; Metazoa; Chordata; Amphibia; Anura; Myobatrachidae.
UUCCUUAACCCAGUUUGUGUGUGUUUUGUUUUAUUAUGAAAACCUUGACACCGGAUUAAUAUUUAACAGGCCGCCUUGUAUGUCCGUGUGCCCUGACAGACUCCCAGCAGUGUUCUGCCUCCACUGAUCCCGUCAACAUGCUCAGCCACACGUUCUGCAGCCCUAUGCAAUCCAGUGCACUUGGUUUUGCCCAACUGCUAACAAAUUUGCUGCUGCGAUCAACUCUGAAUUUGUGUAGCAUAGGCCAGAGUGGAACCUGUGACGUGGGCGCUGAUGCAAGUUGUUGCGCUGUGAAUAAGUCGGACACAAAUCUCCAAGGAAAGGACAAGGAGUUAUUUCCCCUGACCCUCCCCAAAGAGUCGUAUAAAAGCCGCCAGAGUCACUUCCACAGUGACUUAUCCUGCCCGGUCUGUCUGCAGACGGCCACCUCCCCUGUGGAGACCAACUGCGGCCAUUUGUUUUGUGGUUCCUGUCUCAUUGAGUACUGGAAGCAGGACCCCUGGCUGGGAGCCAUUAGCUGUCCCCUAUGCAGACAAAAGGUUCACAUCCUCUACAAUGAUUUGUGUGAAAUCCAGCAAGAUAAGAUGAGCAGAGCUAUCAUGCAGGACAUCAGACAGUAUAAUAAUCGCUUCUCAGGGAAACCAAGACCUCUCACCGACUACCUGUACGACCUGCCAUCACUUCUCCAUCUUGCACUGAGAAGGAUCUUCACUAUGGGUGGACUUGUGUGGAUCUUCUGUCUCCGCAUAGUUGUCUGCUCAUUUGGGGCCAUCAUGUGUCUGUCUCCCCCAUUCGAUGUCAUCACAGACCCUAUGUGCGGGAUCCUCAGCACCAUCGAUGAUCUGGUUGUAGUCUUUCUGCUCUUGAUCUGCAUGAUAAACAUUUGUCAGCAAUUCCAGUCAGAAGGGAUAGCCAUGGCUCAGGCCACCACGCAGAGCAUCUUGUCCGAGUCUUGACCAAAGGAGUCUUCAUCCUCACUAUGACAUUGCAGGACCACGGUGCAUUGUGGUCCCAGAUGUGCUGAAUGUAUUUGAGAUGGACUCUCAGCAAAUUUUUGUUACAGAAUUAGUCAUGAGGACUUUUUUUAUUUUAAUAACAUUUUUAUAAGGAUUUUGGAGUAAGUAGCUGCUCUGGACACUUCUAAAAUGCCACCACGGUGUACAACUUUCACCUCUGGAAUAUGGUCUUAGUUGUGCCAUUCUCCAUCAUACAUAUUUCUAUUAGCAGAGCACAUUCUAUACCUGGGCGUGCAAGAGGGCCUCACUGUUUCUGCCCUGGAGGCAUCUGCAUUUGGCUAACGGUACCUGGAACAGCAUCUUGCAGCCUGGAGAACAUCCCAUGUUGGUGUUCUGUUCUGCUGGUGUUCUUUGUCCUCUGCCAUGUUUCAGCUUGUUUAAGAGACUCCUGUAUACUGAUCCCAUUUAUACAUGAUCCCCGGGUGACCUGUGUGUCUCUGGUCUGACUUCCAUGCUCUACUCUAGUCUAAGUAGACUCCAAAAAAGCUUCCGUAUCACACAAAACAAGGCACACGGGUUGUGUGUGUGACAAUACAACCAGGACAAACAGGGAUGUAUUUGUAUCCUUAUAAACUGCAACUUCUUCCUUUUAUAAUUUGUGUAGGAAAUUUUUAUCAUGGAACCUUAAUUUCACUGUAUAGCUUCAAUAGAAAAAGGAUAUUGUAAAUAUAAUGUCUGCUUUACCCUCGUUUUACUUGAAUGUAAUAUAUGUUACAGAAGGUCUGUAUAUAAACUAUAUUUAUUUCCGGUACCAGUUACAAGUGGCACCUACGAAUAUUUUACAUUAAA